Amoebophrya sp. A25 is the source of this 1152-nucleotide messenger RNA. Lineage: Eukaryota; Dinophyceae; Syndiniales; Amoebophryaceae. The record is from the annotation of a GenBank genome assembly.
AUCCAUCUUUGAAGAUUAUUGUUUCUUCAUUGCGUCAUAUAUUUCAGCCGCGGAAGCUGAGAAUCGAUUCAUAUCGUAGAUACCAGCCAGAUUUUCUGAGCCAAUACCUAAAAGUAGUAAUGAAUGGCACUACCCCCGCAAUUAUAUAUUCACUUUUUCCUUGUGGAAUGAUUUGAUACAGAUAAGGACACUUCAAUUUGUAAAUUUCCUCCUUACCUGGACGUUGGGUUACAACUCGUAGGUAGGUAGCUAUCUGUGUGAUUUUGUGGCUGGGGAGAAAAAAAUAUUAUUUGUAGGGUUUUCGGUUAGUCUAGGGUUAGAAUCAAUAAGAUGAAACUCAAAAUGUCAGCGUUUGGCGUCUGCCGAGGUUUCCUCGGUUCCAUGUUGGUUGCUCUCACUACGUCUCCGAGCGGAUUUCACGCCGUGGCGGCUGUGAGGAUCUUCAAAGACUGCCGUGAUCCUGAACGUCAACGGGCUGAAUCUCGUAGGAACUCGUGUGGAUCGUCAACAACGGCAGCAUCUUCAGACGAGACGAACAUCAAGCGUAUCAUCAGAGAGUAUUGUGAUGCGAAAGAAAAAGCUCAAGCUAGGGACCUGUCGCAAGCUAAAUCUCAUGACCCGCUGUCGCGUCUCCGCCAGGAUCUGCAGGAUUCACUCGACCCUGAUGAAGUAGGUCCAGGUGGAAGCAGUACCCUUUCCAAUCGAUUAUCAACAAGGCCACCGAAUUCUACUUCAACUCCGGCAGGAUCGAUUUCGUCAAGAAAUGCCUUUGGCGUGCGUACCCGUGAUUCCAGUUCAUCAGUGUCGGCCGCAAACACUACCUCCAAUUCCGCAGAAUGGACACCAUCUGCAUCCGCGUCACCUCCAUCAGCUGCCGAAGGUGAACCCGCUGCUCCGCGCCUUGCGGUUUCAACAAACGGGAGAGAUCCAAAAGGCAACUAUUAUGAUGCUCGAGUGACUGAUCCACGUAUGUGGAGGAUAGGACAGAGGCCUGAGCCGAACGCUUUUCUCCGUAAGAAUUUGGCAGGAGCACGUCGUGGGCAUACAGCGCACCCUUGUAGGAGACGGUCCCGACAUAAUAGACCUGACCAAGGUGGGCCCCAUCUUGUAGUGUCGCUGCCAGGCGAUCCUGUUUCCGGCAUAUCUUCAGAA